AUCAGAUCCGGGUAGGGUCUUUCUUUGACUCGAAGGUUCACCAAAAGCAUUUUCGAUAUCACCAAACUCGGCGUAUCAAUAAAAUGUAAAUUGAAAGCCACACAAUAGUCCUGCAAAUCUCCUGUGAAACCCUAGCUCUCUCUCUCUCUCUCCUCAGAGUUGAAAUGGAUUCCCUAAACCAUCAAUUUCAAUCUUUCGAUCCUUCUCAACCUCCUCCACCAGAAACCCUAGAUUCCCACUUCGAAAACCACCCUCCUCCUCCACCUCCACAAGAUGAAUCUCAAAUCCUCGAUUCCCAAAACCUAGACAGAACCCUAAACGGAAAUGCCCAAACCAUCCUCAACAAUGGCAACGACACCGCUCUUAAAAUUCCCAAACCCUUGCUAUCAGAGAACGGUCUCACCAAUACAAACAGCGGCGACAGAGAUUUCUCCGGAGGCGAAGAGGAGACAACCAGCCGUCGACGUAGACGCAGCCGAUGGGACCCGCCGGCUGAUUCCACCGCCAACAGUAACAGUAAUAAUAAUAGUCAAUCCACUGACGCCAAUAAUAGUGAUUCCGGUACUGGUGGUACUACACGGAAACGAAAAUCGCGGUGGGCUGAUGAUGAGCCAAAACCAACGAUUCAGCUUCCUGAUUUUAUGAAAGAUUUUACUGGAGGUAUUGAAUUUGACCCUGAAAUUCAGGCUUUAAAUGCUAGGCUUCUAGAAAUUACUAGACUGUUUCAAUCAGGUAUGCCUUUAGAUGACAGACCUGAAGGAGCUAGGUCUCCUUCUCCUGAACCAAUUUAUGACAACAUGGGAAUUAGAAUCAACACUAGAGAGUUUAGGGCUAGAGAGAGAUUGACCAAAGAGAGACAAGAUAUCCUUACUCAGAUGAUCAAGAGAAACCCUGCUUUUAAGCCUCCUGCUGAUUACAGGCCGCCUAAGCUUCAGAAGAAGCUUUAUAUACCCAUGAAGGAAUAUCCAGGGUAUAAUUUUAUUGGUUUGAUUAUUGGGCCAAGAGGAAAUACACAGAAGAGAAUGGAGAGAGAAACAGGAGCAAAAAUUGUUAUUCGGGGUAAAGGAUCAGUCAAGGAAGGGAGGUUGCAGCAGAAAAGGGAUUUGAAACCUGACCCAUCGGAGAAUGAAGACUUGCAUGUUUUAGUUGAGGCUGAAACACAGGAGGCUUUGGAUGCUGCUGCAGGGAUGGUGGAGAAGUUGUUGCAGCCUGUUGAUGAAGUUUUGAAUGAACAUAAGAGGCAACAGCUUAGAGAACUUGCUGCUUUGAAUGGCACAAUAAGGGAUGAGGAGUAUUGUAGGUUGUGUGGAGAGCAGGGGCAUAGACAGUACGCCUGUCCUUCACGUACUACUACAUUUAAGAGUGACGUGCUUUGUAAGAUUUGUGGGGAUGGUGGACAUCCAACGAUUGAUUGUCCUGUUAAGGGAACAACAGGAAAGAAAAUGGAUGAUGAGUAUCAAAACUUUUUGGCCGAGUUAGGUGGGACUAUGCCAGAAUCCUCAACUAAGCAAACUGCUACCCUUGCCUUGGGUCCAGGUAGUUCUGGAAGCAAUCCUCCCUGGUCUAGUAGUAAUACAGGCGGUCUUGGUAGUGCAAAUCAAGCAGGAGGACUAGGAGCAAAUGGAGUUAAACCUAUUAAAGAGUAUGAUGAUACCAAUUUGUAUAUUGGCUAUCUGCCACCUAAUCUUGAUGACGAUGGUUUGAUUGGUUUGUUCUCCGCUUUUGGUGAUAUCGUGAUGGCUAAGGUUAUUAAGGACCGGGUCACUGGAGUGAGCAAGGGUUAUGGUUUUGUGAAGUACCGUGACAUUCAAAUGGCUAAUAAUGCUAUUGCAAGCAUGAAUGGUUACCGUAUAGAUGGCCGAACUAUUGCUGUGAGAGUUGCUGGGAAGCCACCCCAGCCCACUGUUCCUCCAGGCCCUCCUGCAUCAACUAUGCCUGCAUAUCCCAUUGCAUCUCAGCCAGUUGGUGCUUAUCCAUCACAGCAGUUUACCCCAGGUGGUCCUCUUCCAAAUGCACCACCUGCUGGCUAUGCAGGUCCUCCUGCUAGCUAUGGCGGAGCCCCAGUUCCUUGGGGGCCGCCAGUUCCUCCUCCCUAUGCACCUUAUGCCCCUCCCCCUCCUGGAUCCACAAUGUAUCCUCCUGUACCAGGACAGCCUAUGCCCCCUUAUGGUUAUCCUCCACCAGUACAGCCUGCUCCCUCAGGUGCACCUACUCCGACAGUGACUUCCAGUGAAGCUCAGCAAAGCUACCCACCAGGAGUUCAAUCUGAGAACAGCACCUCUGCUCCACCGUCAUCAUCAAAUAUCUAUUGCAGUUCUGUAGCAGUACCUUCUGGUGCUCAACCUGCAUAUGUUACUGCUUCAUUAGGUUACUCAUCUUAUUACAAUGCAGUUCCUCCUCCCCCUCCUGCACCUGCUUCAACAGGUGACCAUACCCAGGGCAUCAGUAAUGUGCCUUGGGCUCCAAAUCCUCCUCUGCCUCCCCCAGUUUCCUCUUCUUCAGAGAAAACAGCCUAUGGUGCAGAUUCAGAGUAUGAGAAGUUCAUGGCAGAGAUGAAAUGACAUGGCCUUUUCUGUAGCAGUUCCUGGUUGAGAGGCCUUGAUGUUUGUUGGAGCAACCUGAUUUCUUACCUCUUGCCAUGACUUUGUUGGAAGUUUGGGACUCACAUCUUUAACAUUGCUGUACUGUUAUGACAUUUGCAGAGAUUUGGGCAGAAGUUCGGCUAACACUGUUGCAUUUUGGAGAGGCCCCACAAAAGUUAUUGAUAUUCAUAUAUCUUCUUGUUUUAUAGGAGAUACUUUGUUUCUUAUGAAUGCUUAUUGGUCCUAUAUAAUGUCUGGUUGCUAAUGUCUUCUUGUUUCCUUAGCCCAUUUGAACUUUCUUGAAGCUGAAACUGACGCCUUUGUUGUUAUAUUUUAUUUUCUUUGGGAUGUUUAACCA
Molecule: messenger RNA, 2940 nt
Organism: Ricinus communis (castor bean)
Lineage: Eukaryota; Viridiplantae; Streptophyta; Magnoliopsida; Malpighiales; Euphorbiaceae
Product: splicing factor-like protein 1
Exons: 2
Coding region: 165-2561 (798 amino acids)
Biological process (GO): regulation of mRNA splicing, via spliceosome
Cellular component (GO): nucleus
Molecular function (GO): mRNA binding; zinc ion binding
Source: RefSeq, a predicted model, not a curated record